UAAAUUAGUAGCUGUGUGAAAGUCGGUUUCGUCAGAACUUUCUUACAAAAUGAUAUGAAUUUGAAACAGACAUUGACCUGAUUUAAAGAUUUUAAAAGUCACGCUAGUUUGUCAAUUUUGUCAAUCGUAAUUUGCAUCGCCCUUCCGCUUGGACUUGCUCACUUCCACAGCACACAAGAGACAAGACUGAAGACAAGAAAACAAAAGGACAGAUUCUGCUGAGUGUUACUUUCAAAGGUUUCAUUUGUCAAGAAAAUGCCCCGCGAAAUAAUAACACUGCAGUUAGGACAGUGCGGAAAUCAAAUUGGCAUGGAAUUUUGGAAACAGUUAUGCACAGAACAUGGAAUUAGUCCAGAGGGGAUAUUAGAAGAUUUUGCUGUUGAGGGAACUGAUAGAAAAGAUGUGUUUUUUUACCAGGCAGAUGACGAACAUUACAUUCCGAGAGCCGUUUUGUUAGAUUUGGAACCGAGAGUCAUCAACACCAUCAUGAACUCUCCUUAUUCUAAACUGUAUAAUCCUGAAAAUGUUUAUGUCUCGAAAGAUGGAGGAGGGGCAGGAAACAAUUGGGCACAUGGUUAUGAACAGGGUGAACAUCAUUACGAAGAAGUUUUUGAUAUUAUUGACAGAGAAGCUGAUGGAAGCGACAGCUUAGAAGGUUUUGUUAUUUGUCACUCCAUAGCUGGAGGUACUGGUUCGGGCAUGGGAUCUUACAUAAUUGAAAAACUCAAUGAUCGUUUUUCAAAGAAAUUGAUUCAAGCAUACUCUGUUUUUCCAAAUCAAGAUGAAAUAUCUGAUGUCGUUGUUCAGCCAUACAAUUCACUUCUCACACUCAAAAGACUGACCCAGAAUGCUGAUUGUGUCGUUGUUCUUGACAAUACAGCUCUUCAUAGAAUCGCUGCUGAUCGACUUCAGAUAGAAAAUCCAACGUUUGCUCAGAUCAAUCACUUGGUGUCAACUGUGAUGUCCGUUUCAACAGCAACGCUUCGUUACCCUGGCUACAUGAACAAUGACUUGAUUGGAUUGAUUGCCUCGCUGAUUCCUACCCCUCGAUUACAUUUCCUCAUGACUGGCUACACGCCUUUAAGUAGCGACGCUCAGAUGUUAAGUAUUCGCAAGACAACUGUCCUUGACGUCAUGAGAAGACUGCUUCAACCAAAAAAUAUGAUGGUGUCAACUCCUGUGACUCGACAAGCCAAUCAUUGCUAUAUUUCAAUCUUAAACAUCAUACAAGGGGAAGUUGACCCAACACAGGUUCAUAAAAGUUUACAAAGAAUACGAGAAAGGAAGUUAGCACAAUUUAUUCCAUGGGGCCCAGCCAGUAUUCAAGUUGCUUUGUCCAGAAAGUCUCCGUAUGUUCAGUCAGCAAACAGGGUCAGUGGUCUUAUGCUGGCUAACCACACAAGCAUCUCUUCACUAUUUGAAAGAUGCAUCAGGCAAUAUGACAAAUUGCGAAAAAGAGAAGCGUUUUUAGACCAGUUCAAGAAAAUGGCUGUAUUCAAAGAUAAUCUUGAUGAGUUUGAUCUAUCUAGAGAAGUUUUACAGUCAUUGAUUGAUGAAUAUCAUGCUGCCACAACUCCUGGCUAUAUCAAUUGGGGAACUCAGUCUUCUUUUAUUUAAAAAUAUU
Molecule: messenger RNA, 1624 nt
Organism: Helobdella robusta
Lineage: Eukaryota; Metazoa; Annelida; Clitellata; Rhynchobdellida; Glossiphoniidae
Exons: 12
Coding region: 256-1617 (453 amino acids)
Biological process (GO): cytoplasmic microtubule organization; mitotic sister chromatid segregation; mitotic spindle organization
Cellular component (GO): nucleus; gamma-tubulin complex; centrosome
Molecular function (GO): structural constituent of cytoskeleton; GTP binding
Source: RefSeq, a predicted model, not a curated record